Paramecium primaurelia is the source of this 310-nucleotide messenger RNA. The record is from the annotation of a GenBank genome assembly. Lineage: Eukaryota; Ciliophora; Oligohymenophorea; Peniculida; Parameciidae.
AUGAUGUAGAAAAGUAAUUAAGAGGAGAAAUAAUUAUUUAAUAUAAUAUAGAAAAAAUUUAAAUAAAAUUGGCAAACAUAUUUAGAAGAUAAUUAAAGAAGGAAAAAAGAUAAUUUUUUAAGUUAAUAUCAGUAUAUAGUUAGAAAUGUUAUUGAAACUAUGGAAAAUUUUGAAUUGGCUUUUGAUAUGAUAAAGUUAAUUCAAAGAAUAAGUAAAAUAUUAAUUGAAUUUUUAAGCUUUAAGAUAUCGUUUAAGAUCAAAUAAAGAUGAUUCAAAUGAAAUUGUUAAAAGAAAAAGAACACUAUAAUGA